UAUAUUUAAAUCAAACUCGAGUCGGAUUGUCGGACAUAAAAAUAUGUAAAUGGCUAUGUAUGUGUGCAUAAAGCAAGCGAUGUAUUACAAACACUAACCCUGCAAAGAUGUCGAUUUCAAAAUUAUUCGUGAAAGUUUUCAAUGAAGACAUAUUUGAGCAAUUGGAUCAGGAUAACUACAACUCUGACUUGGAAGAUGAUUUGGAAGGAGCGAAUUGUUCCACUAUACCUGACCCGCGAUCGCCAAAGCUUGAAGAGCUCUCCGUGACAAAGCAAAUGACAAUUGUGCGGAACUGGCUGGACGAUAAAUUCCAGCAGAUUCAAACGGACAGCAAUGAGGAAAUACGCAAACUUUAUGUGGAGACAGAAGCGCGUAUUGGUCCCGAAUUGGCUAUAUUCGAUGUAGACUAUACGACAACUGUGCGUGUGUCUACUGACAGAUUGGCCUUGCGCUCGCAAGGCAGUUUCAACACGGUGCGGGCUAAUUGUUGCGUUUAUGGCGGCCGUUGGAUGUAUGAGAUUCAACUACACACCAAGGGUGUUAUGCAAAUGGGCUGGGCGGGCAGCACUUGUGGAUUUAAUGAGAAUAGCGGUGUAGGUGACACUAAGCACAGCUAUGGCUACGAUGGCAGCAAACAACAGGUCUGGCACAUCUCUACCAGAAAGUACGGCGACAAGUGGCAAAUUGGUGAUAUUAUCGGUGUCACCAUUGACGUCGAUAGGGAGGUAAUUGAAUACUAUCGCAAUGGACGCUCCAUGGGUGUGGCAUUUGACAAGAUUCAGCGAGGACCAGGUAUCACAUUCUUUCCCGCUAUCUCGCUAGGGUACACACAAGGUGUACAGGCGAACUUUGGCAAUCGCCCGUUUGUCUAUCCAGUCGCCGGCUUUCAGCCCCUGAUGGCACGACCCAUUCUCAAGCUUCGUCGUGCAAAUUUAAUUAUGGACUAUCUCCUCAAUUUGGCGGGCAUUUUCUCGCACUAUAACGCUCAGGCCAGCAACAAAGACGACGUGGCAGGCGAAGUACGGGUGUCAACGAAGAAGACAGUCUAUUGCAUUUUUGCAACGCUACUUAUUGAACGUUUCACGAACGAGGUAUUCGAUCCCUACAUAAUCGAGGACGUUUUGUUGUCGCGGAUCACACACAUGACCACUCUGCAGGCUGAGAAGGAAAAUCCACAUAGUGUAUUAAUGGGGUUAUUGUCCUUGUUCUGGAACUUCAUGGAGGCCGAUGAAGUUAAGUUUGUGCUGCGCAAGCUAGUGAAUGCCCUCUUGGCCACCUACUCACACACUGUGCAGGGCGUGGACUAUGAGAAGCAUCGGCAGACGUUAAGCACACUCCAUUGUAUCUGUUUGCAUGAGCAAUCGCGCAAAUAUUUGCUGGAGGGAAAACUGUUCAAGAAACACUGCCUUGCGUUCUUUUUGUACAUACAUCCGCUGGAGUUUUAUAUAAUGGAAGAGCUUCUGCCGGACUAUAUGACUUGGACGGAGGGAAUUGAUGGACCUAAGGAUAAAUAUUUUAAUGUUGUAGAAAAAGUACGCAAGAUUACAGAAAGCUUGUACGCAGCUCAAAAGGACCUGCUCAACACGCUGAUGAUCAACUCAGAUGGUGGAUCCGAUUCGCCUUCUAGUCGGAAGCUGUUUUUAAGCAAAAUGCGACGCUAUGUCAUAGACCUAAGUAUGGAGCAACGGCCAUUCCACGCCUUUUUCUUUAUGCAAUCCAGCAUACAGCAUCCGUUGGACCCGCCGGUGGCUCUAGCUUUUGUCUGUAUCUUAAUCGAUCAGGUGCGAACGCUGUUUAAGGAUGAGCUGCCCACUCAUUCAAUGGAGGUAAACUGCGAUUAUUUUUUGGAUGGCACAUUUGAUUACAUGCACUUUGAUCGAGUUGGCGGCGUAUUGUCGCAUCUGCGUAAAGUCCAUAGAGGGGACAUUGACACAUAUUUGGGCUCAGAACGAGCUCAGCAAAUUUAUGAUGAGGAUCGUAACUCUAUAAGAGUUAAUGAAGUGGAUACUACGCUUUAUCUAUUAGGCGAGAAUAUCAACAAUGUUGCGGUAAUUGGACACACUCAGGGUGCUAAUAAUUCCACAUUUACCCACUUUCUAAAUCCGCGGACACCUCAAUCUUUGGAUGCAGCCCCCGGCAACUUGGUUUCUGAAGCUAGUGUGUGUGAGCUACUAGAUAUUUGCGUACUCUUCUACUAUUCUGCCGGACACAAAUAUAUAAUUAAGGUAGCAGCUGUACGGGAUGAAAUAGCUACACUGAAUGAAGUUCUCAAAGAGACAAAAUACUAUCGCGAGGAUAUUGAGCGUCGGCUCAUAGCAAUUGAACAGCAUACGAAUGUCUGUAUGAAUGAGAAUCAUCAGCAUGUGAUGUCGGAGUUACGCGCCAAAUUUAGUCAGCGACAAAAUGUGUUCGCGGCGCGCUCCAUAUCGCUGGCACGGAAACAAGUUUGGCUUCGAGCCGUAGCACUGAAUAAUCACCGACGAUUGUUGUUGAUAUGGUUGCUGGAACGAAUCCUGCGGUCAUUAACGACCGCUUCGAGCAUGGGUCCACUCUUUGCAUUUGUGCCAGAGGUUUACAUAAAUACUUUGCCCAUUUUGUUGGAUAGUGUGAUGGAUUUUAGUCAUCACGAUAUGCGUUCACAGUUUGACGUGUCGGAUGCCGAAUGUAGUUUGAAUGCUGCGGCCGAAUUUUUGGCAGUACAUUCAGCGGAUUCGCGAAUUGUGCUUGCUUCUUGCAAGGAUUCCUUGUUGCAAGCAUUGGGCACCCUCACAUGCCACAAGGCGGGCGUGCGUGCUCUCGAACGUAGCUCAAAGCGCGCUCAAUCGUGUUUAGUACGCGCUCUCUUGCGGCCAUACGAGAAUCGAGCUUGGGGCCAGAGUAAUUGGCUGCUACUGCGAUUCUGGUUAGGGGAGGGCUAUGCUUUCAAAGAUGCACGCCAGCCCAGCGUUUGGCAAGGUGGUUCACAGCCCUUACAUCAGGGUUUGUGCCGGAGUCGUUCGAGAAACGAAACGCAUACUGGACUACUGCACAAUGUGGCGCCGGCAAAUCCAUCCAAGCAUUAUCAACGACUAAUUGGAUCUAAGCUAUAUGAGGACGAGCCAUUUGCUACGACUUUCCUCAAUUCUGUGCUGAGUCAAUUAAAUUGGGCUUUCUCCGAAUUUAUUUUGCUUUUGCAAGAGAUACAAAAUACUGCUCAGCGUCAGGAGAAUACGCUAUUUGAACCAAAACAAUUAAAGAUAUGUUCCAUGUGCUUUGAGCUUACUGUUUCGCUGAUGCGUUGCCUGGAAAUGAUUAUAACCGUUGCGCCGGACGUUGUGACCGAUGAGUCGCGGCCAAAUAGUGAUUUGCUAUUAAAUCGUAUUUGCCAGCUAAUCAGUCAGGUACUCUCACGUGUCACUGUACCACCCGGCUGCUUUCAAUUUGUGGUGGACAUGUGUUCGGCCGAUCUGAAUGCAGUCACCCACUUUCCGAUCAUUAGUGCUGCUUUGGGCAUAUUGAUGGCAUUGCUGCGCCGUGAAAUGGAUAGUGAUGUUACACCGCAGAAGGUGACUCGCAUAUCGCGUGCCUUUCUCACCGAUCCCAGUUUUCAGUUUGCCACGCUGGAGUUUGCGCUGGGCGAGAUACGAACGCCACUCUUGGAGCAAAAAGAGAUACCACGUGGCAAUUUUGAUCCUUCGUCGCGACCGCACAUUGAUCCGCUAACCAAUGAUGUACGCUUGCCACAUCUCAAUAACUCGAAGCGCAUACGCGCUGAUCCACCGAUCAUUAAGUUUGCGCUUUCUGACUAUCCCACGCAUGUCUCCCCGGCAGAGAUCGAAGAUGUUCGCCAUCUAAUCGAAAGUCUGCGCAUCAAACAGAGUCUGCUCUCAGAUAUAACGCUGCCCUCGGAGGACUCGUUGUGUCCCAUUUGCUGUGCCAAGCCAAUCACUGCCGUUUUUACGCCCUGCAAACAUCAAUCCUGCAGCGACUGCAUUAUGCAACAUAUGAUGAAUUCGAAAGUGUGUUUCUAUUGCAAGACCACCAUACAGACAAUCGAGCUGCUGGAUGGCACCAUCAUCUACUCCAAUGAUGAAAUGAUUGCUACCGACAGUACUUAAGCCAAAAAACCCCACCGCAGGAAACAAAAAAAUCUAGUCACCUUUAAGAAAUUGCUACGCUCAACAUGUGGUGAUUUACACAGAAGUACAUACAUAGCUAUAUAUUUUUAACUUUAGUUUCUUUUCAUUUUGCAUUUUGCAUAUUUAAUGCUUGCAAUUAUUUGAGAUGUGAUAUGCUAAAGUGCAAUUUAGAACAGCUCUAUUAACUAAAACAAAGUACACACUAAAUUAAAUAGUAG
Messenger RNA from Drosophila hydei, 4336 nucleotides. It is a transcript of the gene Kpc1, whose product is annotated as E3 ubiquitin-protein ligase RNF123. Gene Ontology annotation, cellular component: cytoplasm. Gene Ontology annotation, molecular function: protein binding; ubiquitin-protein transferase activity. NCBI's taxonomy places the organism in Eukaryota, Metazoa, Arthropoda, Insecta, Diptera, Drosophilidae. The record is from RefSeq and is a predicted model, not a curated record. The transcript is spliced from 11 exons. The coding region runs from base 108 to 4097 and encodes 1329 amino acids.